Molecule: messenger RNA, 1435 nt
Organism: Sphaeramia orbicularis (orbiculate cardinalfish)
Lineage: Eukaryota; Metazoa; Chordata; Actinopteri; Kurtiformes; Apogonidae
Gene: socs3b
Product: suppressor of cytokine signaling 3b
Exons: 4
Coding region: 393-1052 (219 amino acids)
Biological process (GO): phosphatidylinositol phosphate biosynthetic process; intracellular signal transduction
Cellular component (GO): phosphatidylinositol 3-kinase complex
Molecular function (GO): 1-phosphatidylinositol-3-kinase regulator activity
Source: RefSeq, a predicted model, not a curated record
CUCUGUGGAAACAACCUCCGGUAACCUUCCUCCACACACGGACAGGAGGAUUUCUCCGGCACAUAUCGCUGCCGCCACAUUCCUCUGCUGUGCACUACUUUCGGGUAGUUUGCAUAUCUUUUCUGUUAGCGACAAGCGGUUACGGUGGGCAGCUGGACGGAUCCGUACGCUGUGUUUAGGUGCUCUCUGCAGGCCCCUCUCUGGAUGCAUCAGACUCCUCUCCCCCGGGGCCCUGGACCCGGUGUGUGACCCCCCUGCCCUCACCCCUCCGUUCCCCAUCCCUUCCCUCCUCCUCCACUACCUCCCCUUCUCUUCCACCUGUCUGUCUUGGGGCUCCUGCUCUGGGCCCCCUGCCUCUCGACCAGCAGGCGGAGGCAGGGGGCCAUGGCGCCAUGGUAACCUUCGGCAGACAGAACCGCCUCCUCGCCAUGAGCGGCGUGACCCCCCCGGAGGGCAGGGUUCAGGGGUCCAACUUUACCCCCCAUCACUAUAAACCCUUCAGCUCACAUGCACAUUACCAGCAGGUGAUGUGUGCACUGCGUAAACUCCAGGAGAGUGGGUUUUACUGGGGGGCUGUGGGUGGGAGAGAGGCCAGCUCCCUGCUGCGCUCAGAACCUCCCGGCACUUUCCUGAUCCGAGACUCCUCCGAUCAUCACCACUUUUUCGCCCUUUCUGUCCAGACCACACGUGGGAUAAAGAACCUGCGAAUUCACAGUGAGGACGGCGGCUUCUUCUUACAGCCCGACCCCCAAAGCACCCAUGAACCCCCGCAAUUUGACUGUGUGCUAAAGCUAAUAGCACACUACAUGGGGAAGGGGCCAGAUCAUAGAGCAGGAGAGAGAGAAGUGAAAGGGCAGCAUGUGUACCUGAUUCAUACUGGUGGGGAGAAGAUUCCCUUGGAGUUGCGCCGUCCCCUUUCCUCUUCUCUUUCCUCGCUGCAGCAUCUGUGCAGGAGGACCUUGAACAACAGAGGCCUCGCGGGGUCAGAGCCGCCAGAGCAGCUCCCUCAUACACUUAGAGACUUCUUGGAGGAGUAUGAUGCUCCUAUAUGACUGACAGGAGCAGAGCUUCUAUGCUAUGAACCAGGUGCCUGGAGGACAGCACACGUCAGAUCUCAGAGCCGAUAGAGCCUGGCCUCUUAUCCUCACUUCAUGUUAUGCUUUUUCCACCAACGCACAUUUGAAGCAAAUUCUGAGCUGAUAUGAGGGCUGGUUCAGAGUUGCAACCGUAGAGAUAAUGUUAUUACAUUCAUUUAUUUUAUUGUAGAAGGGUUUGCAAGAAGGUGAGGACCCCAAACUCUCAAACUGUAUGGAAAUAUGACAUCUGUUUUAACCCAGAAAGACCCAAACAUCCACUGUUUACCAAUAGCAUCUACUAUCUAAAAUGUUUAAUACCUGAUGAUCCACUGAACCUAUCAAUAAUUGGUGUAAAAUAC